AUUCUAAGGUGACCCGAACGAAUAUACCGCCUGGUCCUGCAGUUCUAGGGUUUCAGGGUUACCAUCAUCGUUUUGUUCCUCCAAGACACAUAUAUAAUCUCACCACUCCGCCCUCUUCUUUCACCACUAUCUCUACUAGACCUUUGGAGCUCAGAGCUUGUGCUGGAGCUUUCUUUACACCUAGCAAUGGAGCAGACCUUCAUCAUGAUCAAGCCCGAUGGGGUCCAAAGAGGCCUGGUUGGUGAAAUCAUUGCCAGGUUUGAGAAGAAGGGCUUCACCCUGAAAGGUUUGAAGCUCAUGAGCGUGGAGCGGUCCUUUGCUGAGAAGCACUACGCUGAUCUUUCUGCAAAGCCCUUCUUCAAUGGGCUUGUGGAGUACAUUAUCUCCGGCCCCGUUGUGGCCAUGGUCUGGGAGGGCAAGAAUGUUGUGGUGACUGGUCGCAAGAUCAUCGGGGCCACCAACCCUGCUGAUUCCGCUCCCGGCACCAUCCGUGGAGACUUUGCCAUCGACAUUGGCAGGAAUGUUAUCCACGGAAGUGACUCAGUUGAGAGUGCUAGGAAGGAGAUUGCGCUGUGGUUCCCCGAGGGUGUUGUCGGGUGGCAGACCAGCCUCCACCCUUGGAUCUACGAAUAGAUUCCUCAGUUUCCUAGAACGGGCUGUGUUCUUACACAACUCGAUGACGUACCUCUAUUUAUCCUGAACUCAUGCUCAAAACUAUCAUUGGCUGAAGUUUUGACAUUUAGCAAGUUGGGUUAUGGUUGUGGCAAUUUGCGUGCGACACCCUCUGGGUUGAGUCUACUAUUAAUUCGAAUUAAGCUUAAGUACGAUGAAAACUCUGCAUUGCAUAUCCACUUUCUUCAGUGUGACGAAAGAGCGGCCUCGACCUUCUGCCUUUGGCCAUUCUCAGUAUUUUCUCAUUUUUGUGUGAAUCAGACUGUUAUUGGUGGGUUU
This is a messenger RNA of Punica granatum (pomegranate), 951 nucleotides long. The record is from RefSeq and is a predicted model, not a curated record. Lineage: Eukaryota; Viridiplantae; Streptophyta; Magnoliopsida; Myrtales; Lythraceae.